AUGGAGAUCAAAGAGGAAGGAGCAUCAGAAGAAGGCCAGCACUUUCUUCCCACACCACACGCAAAUGAUACUGGGGACUUCCAGUUCACAAGUAUUCAGAAGACGCCAAAUGAACCACAGUUGGAGUUCAUCCUUGCAUGCAAGGAUCUGGUGGCUCCCGUUCGUGAUCGGAAGCUGAACACACUGGUGCAGAUCUCAGUCAUCCACCCCGCGGAGCAGGGUCUGACAAGAUACUCGAGCACGGAAAUUGUGGAGGGAACAAGAGACCCACUGUUUUUGACUGGUGUCACAUUCCCAUCUGAGUAUCCCAUCUAUGAGGAGACCAAAAUAAAGCUAACAGUCUACGAUGUCAAGGAUAAGUCUCAUGACACUGUUCGAACCAGUGUCCUACCUGAACAUAAGGAUCCCCUGCCAGAGGUUGGGCGAAGCUUCCUGGGCUAUGCCAGUUUUGAAGUGGGGGAGCUUCUGAAGUCAAAGGAGCAGCUGCUAGCCCUGAGCCUGAGAACUUCAGAUGGUGGCAAAGUUGUUGGCACCAUAGAAGUCAGUGUCGUGAAGAUGGGGGAGAUUGAGGAUGGGGAAGCCGACCACAUCACCACAGAUGUGCAGGGACAAAAGUGUACACUGGUAUGUGAAUGUACAGCCCCAGAAAGUGUGAACGGAAAAGAUAACUUACCUUUUUUGAAUGCAGUGCUAAAGAACCCGGUGUGUAAAUUAUAUAGAUUUCCCACAUCUGACAAUAAGUGGAUGAGAAUCCGGGAGCAGAUGUCAGAGAGCAUACUUUCUUUUCAUAUUCCUAAGGAAUUGAUUUCUCUUCACAUCAAAGAAGAUUUGUGUAGAAACCAGGAGUUAAAAGAACUUGGUGAGCUUUCUCCACACUGGGACAAUCUACGGAAAAAUGUCCUUACUCACUGUGAUCAAAUGGUGAAUAUGUACCAACAUAUUCUGACAGAACUUAGCAAGGAAACAGGGUCCUCUUUCAAAUCAAGCAGCAGCAAAGGAGAGAAAACAUUAGAAUUUGUUCCAAUAAAUCUACAUCUGCAAAGAAUGCAUGUACACAGCCCUCACUUGAAAGAUGCUCUCUACGAUGUCAUCACUGUGGGAGCCCCAGCUGCCCAUUUUCAGGGAUUUAAGAAUGGUGGUCUUCGGAAACUACUCCAUCGAUUUGAAAUGGAAAGAAGAAAUACUGGAUACCAGUUUAUUUACUAUUCGCCUGAAAACACAGCCAAAGCAAAAGAAGUUCUCAGCAACAUCAAUCAGCUCCAACCUCUGAUAGCAACCCAUGCAGACCUACUGCUUAAUUCUGCAAGCCAGCAUUCUCCAGACAGCUUGAAGAAUUCUUUAAAGAUGCUUUCAGAAAAAACAGAGCUUUUUGUACAUGCCUUCAAGGAUCAGCUGGUCCGAAGUGCUCUUUUGGCCCUCUACACUGCCAGACCAGGAGGUGUCCUUAAGAAACCACCGUCUCCUAAGAACAGCACAGAGGAGAGCUGUCCCCAGGACCCACCCCCGCCGACGAGAAGGCAGGACUCCAUACCACAUCAUUCAGACUAUGAUGAGGAAGAGUGGGAUAGGGUGUGGGCCAACGUGGGGAAGAGCCUGAACUGCAUUAUUGCCAUGGUUGAUAGACUGAUUGAAAGAGAUGGCGGCAAUGAAGGCGGUGGUGGUGGCAGCAAAGAUGGAGAAAAGGACCCUUCUCUAGUGGACCCCAUCAUAACUCAUCCAAGGGAGGACUGGUAUGAACAGCUGUAUCCCCUCAUCCGUACCCUGAAGGACUGCAUGGGAGAAGUGGUGAGCCGAGCCAAGCAGUCCCUGACCUUCGUGCUCCUUCAGGAACUUGCGCACAGCUUGCCCCAGUGCUUGAUGCUGACGCUCAGAAGGGACAUCGUCUUCAGCCAAGCACUUGCUGGAUUGGUUUGUGGUUUUAUCAUUAAAUUACACACAAGUUUGCAUGACCCUGGGUUCCUACAGCAGCUUCACACAGUGGGAUUGAUAGUGCAGUAUGAAGGACUGCUAAGUACAUAUAGUGAUGAAAUCGGAAUGCUAGAGGACAUGGCUGUUGGCAUUUCAGAUUUGAAGAAAGUCGCAUUUAAAAUAAUUGAAGCCAAAUCCAAUGAUGUCUUGCCAGUUAUAACAGGAAGGCGUGAACAUUACGUGGUGGAGGUGAAGCUUCCCUCGCGGAUGUUUGAGGCACUGCCUUUGCAGAUUAAAGAGGGACAAUUGCUCCAUGUGUAUCCAGUACUUUUUAAUGUUGGAAUCAACGAACAACAAACUCUGGCAGAGAGGUUUGGAGAUGUCUCUUUGCAGGAAAGUAUUAAUCAAGAAAAUUUUGAACUUCUAAAAGAAUAUUACACAGCAUUUAUGGAAAAGAUGCCACCUGAUUACAUUUCACAUUUUCAAGAACAAAAUGAUUUAAAAGGAUUACUAGAAAAUCUCCAUCAAAAUAUCCAAGCCAAAAAAAGAAAGAAUGUAGAAAUCAUGUGGCUGGCUGCAACGAUUUGUCGCAAACUAAAUGGUAUUCGUUUCACCUGUUGCAAAAGUGCCAAGGACAGGACGUCCAUGUCGGUGACCCUUGAACAGUGCUCCAUCUUGAGAGAUGAGCACCAGCUGCACAAGGACUUCUUUAUUCGAGCCCUGGAUUGUAUGAGAAGAGAAGGAUGCCGCAUAGAGAAUGUACUGAAGAAUGUCAAAUGCAGGAAGUAUGCUUUCAACAUGCUACAGCUGAUGGCUUUCCCCAAAUACUACCGACCUCCAGAGGGGACUUAUGGAAAAGCUGACACCUAACUUUACCAACAUGCAAAUAAACAGGAACACAAACACGCUUCAGUCGGAUAAUCUCCACCCUUUUAACUUUUUUACUGUCACGAAUUUGUGGAGGGAGGUGAUCAGGGAUGUUUGCCCAGAUCUAGGCAUUAUUUGAAUUAGGUGUUAGCAUAUUACUCUGAAAGAAAUCCAUUUACAAAAUCUCAAGUAACAUUGUGAUUCUAGUUCUUGGUCUCAAUGCAUUGCCCCUCGCUGGCUGAGAUCAGCUCAGGACGGGGACAUUUCAUUCAUGGAGUCCCUCAGCCAGAGGCAUUCUGAGGAGAUGUAGGCUGCCACAGAGGUAGGACAGGUGACUCAAAGAGGGGCUCUUGACCUCCAAAGCGAAGACAGGAGAGGGGAAAAGGGGAGGGAGACUCAGACAUGUUAUUCCACAGCUGUUCUUACGUGUAAACUUAGAGCCCAUUUGUGGGACUUGGAAAAUAUUUUUCCAGUGAAUGAAAAUUCGGUAAUGUCAACGCAUGAACUUGACGGCAGAAGCGGGUUGCUGGUGUGCUUGUAAAGACUUGGGGCCUCUGGGCAAGAUGAGACCAGUCCUCCCGCACAGGUAGAUGACAGUGUUAGCAACACGGUGAGAGACUUUUCCACAACAUGCUAUCUUUUCAAAACUCUGAUGAGAGUCAUGUGACCCCAUUACAGAAGUGGUGAUAGAAAAAGUUGAAUAGUUUAGUAGAAAAAACAUGACGAGGAACAGCUACUGCAAGGAAAUGAAAGAUGAUCAGCCUGCUGAUGUCAAAUGUGAAAAUCCCCAUCAGCCUGAACUUUAUGUAGCCAAGUUCAUAAGAGUCAAUAAACUAUCUUUGUGAUGUUUCCCAAUAGUCCUCUUGUUACAGAAUAUAGAUGGUGGAAGUGUGCGUGUCUGGCAUAGAUGACUAUAUGUGAAUAAACAUUUUAAGACCUAUGCAGCCAUAACUAAUGAUAAACUCAAACAAUUAUUUCUGGUAACCUGAAUUUGGAAUUUAUUCUCCGGAAAAUUGCACCAUAGGUUUUCCAAAAUUCCAAAUUAGAAAUUGCUUUGGAGAUCAUCUUGUAUAAGGCCCAUGUAACUGGGUAAAUUAAAGCACCAGGAAGGGAUGCACCCCAGUCAUCCAGCUAGAUAAUUUUAGAACCAUGAUUACAAUCUCUUCUUACCUUCCUGGCCUGUGGAUUGUCUAUUCUCCAAAUUGCCAUGCUAAAAAUAUACAUGAAAAUUGUGGGAGAAUGCUAGUUAGUUAAAUAGAAUUUGGCAUUUAUUGCCAGAAUUGAGCCUUGGAGUAUAAUGAUCUGAAUAAAUGAAACCUGUUUUCUCCAGACGUUAAGAGUUUAUUCUUUUUCCUCACUCAUUGGAAGAGUAUGCUAUCCAGAGCAUAAAUCUCCCCUUGGAAAUGCUGGAGGGCUGUUACAUAGACCUCUCCUGGCUGUGCCCACAUUCAGUGGGUGAUAUUAUGGGUUUUUUUCAUAGCUAGUGUGACA
Enhydra lutris kenyoni (northern sea otter) is the source of this 4266-nucleotide messenger RNA. RefSeq names its product inositol polyphosphate-4-phosphatase type II B. The record is from RefSeq and is a predicted model, not a curated record. The transcript is spliced from 23 exons. NCBI's taxonomy places the organism in Eukaryota, Metazoa, Chordata, Mammalia, Carnivora, Mustelidae. Bases 1 to 2778 code for a protein of 925 amino acids. Gene Ontology annotation, molecular function: phosphatidylinositol-3,4-bisphosphate 4-phosphatase activity. Gene Ontology annotation, cellular component: cytoplasm.